AUGAGUGGCAAAGACGACAGAACGCCAUUGCCCAACCUCCCGGCGGUGCUGCCAGGAGGACCCCCAGGCGGCACCAACAAGAAAAACUUACACAUUGCCCACCGCCGGCUGCCGCUGGAGCUCACCACGUUGAUGGUCGAGCAGUACAACUUGCAGCGCCAGCUCGAACAGGUCCAGCUCCAGCAGAAGCAGAUCUUGCAGCAGCACCAGAUGAGCCAGCAGUACCAGUACCCGCCGCCUCCAGGCGGUAGUGGCAGCGGCUCGGAGUUGACUCCCCCACCACAACAGUACCAUCGCGGCCAGCACUCGCGCAACUCGCUGGUCACUUCUCAAGGGGGCCACCGCCGCACGGGGCUGCUGCUGGGUCCCGGCCACGCUCGCCGUCACUCCUUGGGUUUAAAUGAAGCGAUUAAAGCCGCGGCGAACCAGAAAGUACAGAACUACCGCAAUACUCCCGCGCCGCCGCCGCAAGUACCCAUUGGCGGGGUUCUGGGCACCGAGGACCCGCCGCUGUUUAAAUUUCCCCCUGAUGCUCCUGACGCUACUGAAGCUCAACCGCUGUUCAAGUUUCCUCCCGAUCAAGGACAGCCGUCAUUAGUGCCUCCCACUCCCAAUUUCGCCCACGGCCACGCCCCCAGCAGUGGUGGCGGCCAUCUGCGCCGCCUGAGCCACUACCGCACUAACCUGCGCAAUUUCGACAACGCCAACAUCAAUCAGAACUGGCGGGCGCAGCAACAGCUGCUGCUGGCGCUUGCCCAGGACCUUGCUCCGCCGCAACCUCACCACCAAGGCGGCGGUGUUGGACGCCAUUCGCGCAAUAACCUGGCUCUCGAACCGCCCCAGUUUGUCCCCGGCCACCGUCUGCGUAACUCGCUGUACGGCGGGCUGAGCAGCAUGCUGCUGAUGAACCUGUUUGUUCCCAACCAGCAAUCGCAUACGCCUCCCAAUCAGAACCAGAACGGGCGCAAACUGCUUUUCGCGCCUUACCUCCCGCAAUCGCUGCUUCCUGAUCUCAUCAACGAAGGCCGGCUUGUCACCGGUACGUUGAGAGUGAACAAGAAGAACCGUAGUGACGCCUACGUGCUGACCGACGGUCUUCUCGACGCCGACAUCUUCAUCUGUGGGUCUAAGGACCGUAACCGGGCGCUUGAAGGCGACUUGGUGGCGGUGGAAUUGCUUGUCGUCGAUGAAGUGUGGGAGCUGAAGAAGGAGAAGGAAGAGAAGAAGCGGCGCAAGGACCAGAACUUCUCCCAGGCGAAGCUGGGGGUGGUCAACGACGAUAUCCACAACGAUACCACCACCAUGACCCGCGAGGAAACGCUGCUGCAAGUGAUUGAAGACGACAACGCCACCGACUCUAGCGGCGCUUCUACAUUAGGCCGUCGGGGUUCGUUGAAGCAAAGACCUACCUUGAAAAAGAACGACGACGUUGAAGUGGAAGGCCAGCUGUUGUUGUUAGUUGAAGAAGAAGAGAUUAACGACGACAUCAAGCCGUUGUACGCUGGUCACGUGGUGGCGGUGGUCGACCGUAUUCCUGGCCAGCUCUUCGCCGGUACCCUUGGCCUUCUUCGCCCGGCACAAGCAGCACAAGCAGCACGGGAUAAGCGUAAUGGCCGCGACUCGCUGGUGCAAACCCCUAAAGCGCCGAAGAUCGUGUGGUUCAAGCCCACCGAUAAGAAAGUGCCCCUUAUCGCUAUCCCCACCGAACAAGCGCCAAAGGACUUUGUUGAAAACCACGAAAAGUAUGCCCUGGAACUCUUCAUUGCCCUGAUUAAACGUUGGCCGAUCACGUCGCUCCACCCGUUCGGUACGUUGGUGACGAAGCUUGGCAAGAUCGAGGACCCCGUCACCGAGAUCGACCUGAUCUUGCGCGACAACAACUUUGCCUGCGACGAGUACGGGGCCGACGGCGACUUUACGUUUGAACUCCCCUCGGUGGACGACGAGCUUAGCGCCGAUCGCCGCGUCGAGUAUGCCCAUGAUUAUAUCAUUCUGUUCUCGCAAACGGGGCAAUUCAUCGACCACGCCAUGCACGUGAAGCGAUUGCUGAAUACGAAGAUCGAGCUUGGCUUCCACGUCGCCGACAUCUCCCACUUCGUCGAGCCCAAUACCAUUUUGGACCGCAAGGCCAAGAAGCGGUCGCACCUGGUGUUCUUGCCCCAGCGCACAACCCACGUGUACCCGAACCACGUCAACGACGCGGUGCUGUUCAAGCCCAACCAGAAGAACUUGGCGGUGCUGGUGGUGUUUGAGAUUGACACCGCCAACUUCGAAGUCGAGGACUUGUACAUUCACGAGCUGAUCAUCGUCCCCAAGCAAACGGUGAGUUACGACGUGUUCGAUGCCAUUCUCAACGGUCGUGAUGCUGAGGGUGUUAACGCUGGUACCGGUGACUACCUUAAGACGUUUGCUCUUAUCGCUAAGGAGUUUAGACGCCAACGGCUUGAGAACCGUCAUCUCGGCAACCAGCCCAACUUGACACUUUUGGACCAGUUGGACGACGAGCGCGCCCGCCUCCUGCUUAAUGUGUUUGAUGACCUGUUGGCGUUCGACGUCAUUUCCGAAAUUGGCCACAAGGUCAACGGUGCCAUUGCCGCUAAGAUCCACGCUGGUUUAGGCGAGUUGGCCCUCUUGCGCCGCCACCCGUUGCCGACUUUGCAGAAGAUGGAAACUUUCUUGCGCAAGGCGCUGAACUUGUUAGGAGUGAAGCUCGAUACCACCAACCUGGCAACCCUCCAAAACCUGAUUCUUGCCGUCGACGACCCUGUGAAACGCCAGUGUGUGGAGAUCUUGUUGUACAAGUGUAUGCCUCGCGCGAAGUACUACGUCGCUGGCAAACAGGACCCCGAGGGCUACGGGCACUACUACCUCAACUUGCCCCUUUACACUCACUUUACGUCGCCGUUGCGCCGCUACGCUGACCUUAUUGUUCAUCGCCAGCUUAAGUUGGUGCUCAACAAGCAGGAUGAGGAGCGCGAUUUGGACUCGCUCAAAGCCAUCGCUGAUUACUGCAACUUCAAGAAAGACUGUGGUGCUCAGGCUCAAGAGCAAGCCAUCCACUUACUCCUUUCGCAAACCAUCAACGAGCUUUCAGGUACCCUGGGCCAGUUGUUGGUGAUGGGUACGGUGAUCCAGGUUUACGAGCUGGCGUUCGACGUGGUCAUCCCUGAGUUCGGCGUCGAAAAGCGGGUCCAUGGGGAUCAGUUGCCCUUGGUUAAAGCUGAGUUCGACAAGAACGACCGUGUUCUCGAGCUUUACUGGGAACGCGGUGUUGAUGCUGCCACUUACGUACCCCCCGACGAAAAGCUGUCGCUCUCUUACCGCAACCUGAUCAAGAACAAGCACCGGCUGCUGGCCCGGGAGGCGGCGCAGACCCAGUCAGAACGCCAGCAACAGGUGAUCUACAAGAUGGUCCAGGACAAGUUGCUGAACUACGGGAUGAAGGCGCCCAACCUUGAACCGCCUAAAGGCGACGGGGUGAAGCCGUACUUGGAACACGUUAUCACCAAGGUGGAAGGCGACCUGUGUAUCCAGGUGAUCAAGGAGUUGCACCAGGUGCCGGUGUUGAUCCGGGCCGAGAUCGGGAUGGCGUUGCCCUGCUUGACGGUACGGGUGCUUAACCCUUUCGGCAGUGAUUAA
This is a messenger RNA of Diutina rugosa, 3639 nucleotides long. RefSeq names its product mRNA-binding translational repressor (gene SSD1). Gene Ontology annotation, biological process: mRNA catabolic process. The record is from RefSeq and is a predicted model, not a curated record. Gene Ontology annotation, molecular function: RNA binding; 3'-5'-RNA exonuclease activity. The coding region runs from base 1 to 3639 and encodes 1212 amino acids. The transcript has a single exon. NCBI's taxonomy places the organism in Eukaryota, Fungi, Ascomycota, Pichiomycetes, Serinales, Debaryomycetaceae. Gene Ontology annotation, cellular component: P-body; exosome (RNase complex).